AUGUCGACGACGCCGGCAAACCACCCCUCAGCGCAGCCUGCCGCUCCAGCUGCACAGGCUCCCACCGAAACAUGGUCGAGUUCAGCCAGGGAGACUAGCCAGAACGGCGGCGUUGCUGCUCCUCCCAAGGAGAAACGUGAUCAACAAACCGCCAAGGCCAAAAAGUCGUCCAAGCUGCCAAGCUGGAUCAAGGACAACCUCACUUCGGCCCGCUCCUGGAGAAUUGUCGCACGAUGCUGGGUUGCUACCUGGGCCAACUUUGUGCUCAUGAUUCCCGGUCCAUCUCUACGCGUGCUUGGUCAAGCCGCCUUCUUCGGAUGCAUGGUCACACUCAUGAUUCCCCCCUGCUACCCCUUCUUCCUGUUUUUCAUCGCCUUUUCACUGCUCGCCAUUGGUGCUCUCGUCGGCUGGGCGUGGGGUUGUGCUGCCGCCGCGGCAGCUUCUCGCGCUCGAAGCGUGGAAGUCUUGCAGGCCGCCACGCAACGCGUCCGUUCCUCCGCUGCCUCUUCUACCAACCCCGAAGCCUACGUUGCUCUCGCUGUCUUCAAAGGCGAAUUCCUUGACGUACGCUCGACUGCCGUCUUUGGGGUCUUCCUCAUGCUUGCAUGCUACUUUGUUGCCGUACUCCAAGUCAAGCUCCCUAAGCUCAAGAUCGGCUCCAUCUUUGUUCUCAUCCUGGUAGAUAUCAUGGCCACCUAUGGUCCCCUCUUUCCCUAUGCGAGGUACACGCUUGGUGAAAUCUUCAUGAUCCCUGUCGGCUGCUCGCUCGCUAUCUGUCUGGCCUCGCAGAUCUUCAUCUUUCCGGAGACGCUCGCCCAUGCCUGGCAACUCGGCUUCGUUGACAUGCUUGGUACCAACCGCGACCUCAUCCGCAUGCACGAGUCCGCCCUCGCCGAUGUUUCUCAGCUUUACGAUCCCCUCACUCAUCUGGACCCCCAUGCCCGCGGUGUCCAGCCUUCUAGCGAUCUGCUUCGUCGACAUCGCCAGGCAGAAGACGACGCUGCCAAAAUCGCCACCAGCUUGCUCGCCGACGUAAAGGCAAAUCGGUCAGCCCUUUCCGAGCAGAACGAAAAUUUAGAUGGGCAGAUCACCUUCCUGGGCAUGGAGUUCUAUCGUUCCUACGUUAGCUCACAUGCGAUGAAGUCCGCUUUCCGCAAAACUCGUACGGUCAGCCUGCAGCUUACGCUUCUCAACAGCUUUUGGCGACUGAUCGCCCGCGAAUUCGGUCUCGCCGAUCCGAACACUUACGACGAGAACUGGGAUCCGACCAAGGCUGAGCAGGGCUACUUGAUCGAUGGCGAACACGGUACAUAUGCUCAGCCCACCAAAGACCGCCUUGAGCCCAUCAGGCUGCACGAAACUCACACAAUCCAUCGCGCUCGCCGUGACCUGUUCACAAGCGAGGCUGCACAGCAGGUUCCGAUGUCGCGCAUGCUCAACAUCCUCAAAGGCGUUGCCACACCUUCCCUCGACGCUGCCGGCAACUCAAUCCAAGCCCUGCAAGACUAUUUCGACGCCAAUCUUUCUUGGCGACGAAAGCAGCCCAUCGACCAGGUCAUCCAUCAGCUGCACGAGACCAAGACUCGGCUCGAAAGUGCCCGCCAAGGCUUGUUCAACGACAAGAGGCUCGAACUGUUGCAGCCUUACGCCGACCAUUUCCGCGUCCUGCACCCUGACCUGGAUCUCAAGGAGCACUUUUUGCAGACCAAGGGAUCAAUUCAGUCGUUCCGAGCUGGUGGGCGCCCGCUUCACGUCUGUCUCGUCUACGUCACUACCCUGCUAGACGCCCUCGACUCUAUCUUGCGGCUGCAUGAAGAGGUGCUCAACGCCGCCGAUCGUGCCGGAUCAAAAAAACGUAUCUGGGCACCGAAGCAUCUUGGCCGCCUGUUUGCCAUUCUCAGCAGUGACAAGCAUGGCUCAGCAGAUGGUCUGGAUCGCUUCGGUUCGGGCGACGGCCAAUUCGAACGCGAAGAAGCCAUUGACGGCGAAUACAGAGAGGAUCGUGCUGGCUCAAGUUCUUCGUCGAACAGCAGCUCAAGCAACCUUUCUGGGCAUUUCGAUGGCGAAAGCGAUCUGGAUUCCGACGACGGCGAGACUCGUGCCGCCACCUCUCGCUCGUCGCGACCUACCGACGAGGAGAAAAACACCGGCUCCUCAGUCUCUUCGAAGAAGGCCAAGCGGGAACGCAAACAGCGCUUCUAUGCUCGCGAUCCAGAUGCGCUCCCGCCAACCAACAUCGGGCAUCGAAUCGGAAGGGGCGUUGCAGCCACCUAUUACUUUGUUACCGGGCCCACGGGACUCUACGCGUUGCGCAUGUGCGUUGCUACCUUUGCCGUCUGGAUCACCGCUGUACUCCCACACACUGCCGACUUUGUCUAUCAGCAUCGAGGUCUCUGGGCACUGAUCAUGGCGCAGACUGCCUUUGCCCUUUCGGGCGGCGAGCUCAUUGCCACCUUUGUGAUGCGCAUCGCCGGCACUGUGGCGGGCCUCCUGUACGGCGCCGCGCUGUGGUACGUCUCUACGGGUAACGGUCGUGGCAAUGCGUACGGAAUCGCAGCCACCACCGCGGUGGGAUUCGUUCCGCUGGUCUUCGUCCGCGUAUGGGCUCCCAAAAUGCUCCUUCUGCCCAGUAUCAUGAUGAAUGUCUCCUUCGUUCUGAUCAUGGGGUACUCGUGGAUCGACACACACCUCCAGGUGGUGGCCAACAGCGGCGUUGGGAUCGGACUGGCUUGGAAGCGUGCGCUGCUGGUCAUAAUCGGUAUGACAGUCGCCCUCAUCGUUAUGGUAUUCCCUCGCCCUGUUUCGAGCCGGUCGCUGUUGCGAAAGAACAUGGCCAAAGUGACACGCCAGCUCAAUGACUUGUUUGCCGACGUCAUGGAGGCCUGGAUCGCCAGGAAUCGCAUCCACGCGCAGGAGACCGAACGUUCUGGCUUUGCGAAUCAGGUAGCUGUAGACGAAGAAGGUGCGGGUUCAAGCAGCGAGGCGAUCGAUAAGCUAUGGCACGAGCGCGAACCAGUGAUUCGGGCUCGCUUCAUGGCCAUCGCCGUGGCGAUAGCGUCGUAUCCUAUGCAGAUCGGACUGGCCACGAUGGACUUUCACAUCCGUGGUCGUUGGCCGUCGGAAAGAUACGUGGAGAUUGCGGCGAUUCACGCCACAAUUCUCGAGUCGCUCGGCGCCAUUGUCUCAUCGGUGCGUGCCUUUGAUCAAUUGCCAACCCCCGCCGAGGGCGAUGCGAUCAAGAGGGUAACAGCAUCCAGCGAGACCCGCAUGAGCCAAAACGAUUGGCAGGUGUUGCUGUCGUCGUCGACCUCGCUUCUAGAUCCGCAGCAUCUCGCAGAGAUAUGUACAAUGUUCGACCUGCUCUCCAAAGCAUUAAAGAACGGCGAGCGCCUCAACCACGCCUCGUUCUUGCUGCUUGAGAAUCAUUUCAAAUAUGCACAUCGCAACGGCAACAUAGAACGCUUUCUGCGCAAAAGGGCCGCUGUCGAACGGGGCGAAAGCGAACAGAACACGACGGAUGGCGAGGACGUGCUCAGCUGGGGCGUACUCCUGGAUCCUAUGUACCUGCGCUACACGACGGCAAGGAUGGCUUCGUUGACGCUGGUUGCGCAGCUAGACAAGUUCAAAGCGAUCGUGCAGGACCUGGUAGGCGAGAGCUCGCUGCGUGGCUUCGACAUGCUUAAAGAGCAGUACGACGAGCGUUCGUACCGCGUUGCGGCUGCGAUCAACAACCUGUAG
Molecule: messenger RNA, 3738 nt
Organism: Sporisorium graminicola
Lineage: Eukaryota; Fungi; Basidiomycota; Ustilaginomycetes; Ustilaginales; Ustilaginaceae
Exons: 1
Coding region: 1-3738 (1245 amino acids)
Source: RefSeq, a predicted model, not a curated record